Messenger RNA from Brachypodium distachyon (stiff brome), 1324 nucleotides. RefSeq names its product polygalacturonase inhibitor. The transcript has a single exon. The record is from RefSeq and is a predicted model, not a curated record. Gene Ontology annotation, molecular function: protein binding. Bases 60 to 1070 code for a protein of 336 amino acids. Lineage: Eukaryota; Viridiplantae; Streptophyta; Magnoliopsida; Poales; Poaceae.
CAAACCAGUAACCAAGCCAGCUAGUCACACUCACUCAGCAACAGGGCUUGAUCUCAAAGAUGGCUGCAUAUGUCUUCCUCUUCCUGGUGCUGCUCUCCUCCCUCUUCUCCGGCAUGGCAGCGGACCAGUGCCACGACGACGACUUUGCGGCCCUUGUCGCCAUCGACUCCGCUUUGGGCAGUCCCUACCACUUCGCCUCCUGGACACCUGACUCCGCCUGCUGUGAUUGGCACGACGUCGAUUGUGACGCUGCCACAGGCCGCGUUGUCGGCCUCUCCGUCUCUCAGGACACCAACAUCUCCGGCGCCAUCCCAGACGCCAUAGGCAACCUCACCUAUCUCCAGACUCUAACUCUACACCACCUGCCGGCCAUCUCCGGUGCCAUCCCGGACUCCUUUGCCAUGCUCACCAACCUCUCCCAACUCACCAUCUCCUACACCGGCCUCACUGGCCCGAUCCCCUCCUUCCUUAGUGUGCUCACCGAGCUCACCCUCCUCGACCUUUCCUACAACUCCCUCACCGGCGUCAUCCCGGCAUCCCUUGCCGACCUUCCCAACCUCUCUAGCCUCAAUUUACGCCGCAACCGCCUCACUGGCCCCAUCCCACUGCUCCUCCUCAGCAAUUCCCCCGACCAGGCCUCCCUCUUGCUCUCCCACAAUAACCUCUCCGGCAUCAUCCCAUCCGAGUUCUCCACCGUCAACUUCACCCACAUCGACAUCUCCCACAACGCCCUCACCGGCGAUGCUUCAUGCCUCUUCGGCGCGGUAAAGCCGCUCCAGUACCUCGACGUGUCCCGCAAUGCGGUGAACUUCAACAUGUCCAGCGUGGAGUUCCCGGUGCAGCUGUCCUACGUGGACCUCAGCCACAACGCCAUCCGAGGCAGCGUCCCGAUGCAGGUGGCCAGCCUGACUGGCCUCCAGCAGUUCAACGUGAGCUUCAAUAGGCUCUGCGGUACGGUGCCCACCGGCGGCAACAUGGCGAAAUUCGACCGUUACAGCUACCUCCACAACAAGUGCCUCUGCGGCACGCCGCUCACCGCAUGCCGUCAACGACCCAUUAACCGCAACUAAUUAAUUAGAAUCAUUAUCAUAAAAUCGAUGAUAGGUUCUUCCAAGUUAAGUAAGACAGCAACAAGAUUUUCGAGCAAGGUACUAAUGAAGCGAUUAGUAUGAUAUGUAUGAGAACCUACUAAUGAAGCGAUUAGUAUGAUAUGUAAGACAUGAACCAUAAAGCUCGAACAUGGAUAUACACAUGAUGGAUGUACAUGUACUCGCUCGAUGUAUGUUGGAAGAAUCUAUAUAAGACUUGCCUUUGCUUGCUUCCA